This is a messenger RNA of Naegleria gruberi, 1185 nucleotides long. RefSeq lists its product as uncharacterized. Lineage: Eukaryota; Heterolobosea; Eutetramitea; Acrasida; Naegleriidae. The record is from RefSeq and is a predicted model, not a curated record. The transcript has a single exon. Gene Ontology annotation, molecular function: nucleic acid binding. The coding region runs from base 1 to 1185 and encodes 394 amino acids.
AUGGAAGGAAAACAAGAAGAAUUAUCGGUAUUGGUUAUUGCUUCUGAUAGUGUUCAGCCAACAUCAACAAAUUCUACUACCACUUCUUCUUCUUUAAAUCAUGAUCUCUCCUCUUCCGAGGAUCUAUCCAAAAAGGAGGAAAAUAGAAGAACAAAAAAGUUUUAUGAUAAUCAAACAACAUACUUUAUGAAUGAACAGAGUAGAGCAUUCACUACAAGAAUUGCUCCUGCUGUAGUUUUGGAAAGUAAAAAGAAGGAUAAAUCGGAUAAGAGAGAUUUUGCUAGGGAAGCUAAGAAAAUGCAAUCGAAACCAAUUAAUGAAAAUUCUAAAAAGAUUAUUAAAGCUCCUUCAUUGAAGGAGGAUGACCAUGGUUUGGAAUUUGUCACAGAGGAAGAAUUGUCUAGAGUUAAACAAUUGGCACAAGACAAGUACCAAUUAGAUUUGGAUCAAUUGUUUCAAUAUGAAACUAAUCAGGAUUCUAAUAACGUUGAAUUGAUGGAAAGAUUGAAAUUGAAUCACAUUGACGAUAUUUCACUUUUACUUGAUAUUUUAAUACCACCUAUUUAUGCUACUCAAUUGAUUGAAUUUGGAAGAGAUAAUUUACCACUCAUUCUGCAAUGGGAAUAUAUUAUGGAUAAAUUAUUAUUAUCAGAUGAAGAUGAAGCACAAUUCAUCUUUCCACCUGGAAAGAAAAAACUUAGACAUUUGGAACACAACAUUACUGACUAUUAUAGAAUACUAUCUAGAGGUGUAGAUCCUGAACCACUUAGACGAGUUGCUGUUUUGAGGAAAAAAUCAGAAGCAAGAAGGCCUCUUGUUCUCUUGAGUGAAGUGUUGACCAAUUCUGCACGAUACCAACAACUUCAACAAUUGUUAAAAGACAGAAUUGAUAAGCUUACACAAGAGGAAGAACUUAAAAGGAUCGAGAAAAUCAAACGGAUUUUGGGUGACAAGUUUAAUGGAGCACCUAUCGAGGAGUGUGAUAGUAAUGGUUUUAAACUCGUAAUUUCAAAAAAGAGGUAUGAAGGUAAACCAAACAGAUCUAAGGCAAAAGGUCAACCCGUGCUAACAGGCCAAACUGAAGCUGCCACAACAGAGCCUAUUUCACCAAAGCCUUCAACAAGUAACUCUGAAGAAAAACCUCAAAAUCAAAAUCUCAAUUCGUAUGAAAUUCUGAAAGCUUAA